AUGGAGAAACCCACAGUGAUGUCGUGCACUCGUUGCGGCUACCCAGGACACUUCACUUACCAGUGCCGGAAUUUCCUUAAGGUAAAUCCAGUAGACCCGUCGAGUUCUGUCUGCGUGGACGUUUCUAGCACGAGCUCCGAUUCCUCGGAGGAUUCGAUCAGCGAAGCAGGUGAAGAUGAGAUCCGGAGAUCCGACACGACAUCGAGCACUCGUAAGGUGGAGAUGAAAAGGUCCUCCAGUAGCAAGAAGUCUAAGAAGCACAAAAAGAAGAAAGAAAGAAAGAGAAGAAAGACAAAAAAUACGAAGGCACACCGAGAUGAAUCCGAUAAAAAGAGGAGGUCGAAACACAAGAAGCACAAGAAAAAGAAGAAGCACAAGUCCGAGAAGGAUUGA
Galendromus occidentalis (western predatory mite) is the source of this 393-nucleotide messenger RNA. RefSeq names its product protein SREK1IP1. The coding region runs from base 1 to 393 and encodes 130 amino acids. Gene Ontology annotation, molecular function: zinc ion binding; nucleic acid binding. The transcript is spliced from 2 exons. NCBI's taxonomy places the organism in Eukaryota, Metazoa, Arthropoda, Arachnida, Mesostigmata, Phytoseiidae. The record is from RefSeq and is a predicted model, not a curated record.